Molecule: messenger RNA, 3082 nt
Organism: Vespula vulgaris
Lineage: Eukaryota; Metazoa; Arthropoda; Insecta; Hymenoptera; Vespidae
Product: probable galactarate/D-glucarate transporter GudP
Exons: 11
Coding region: 683-2251 (522 amino acids)
Biological process (GO): transmembrane transport
Cellular component (GO): membrane
Molecular function (GO): transmembrane transporter activity
Source: RefSeq, a predicted model, not a curated record
CACAUCGACAGUAGUAAGAAGUGUGGAUGCACGGGGAGUUCGACGGGUGUCCCCUUCCUCUUCGAUAAAAACCAUUGGAGGCCCGAUCCUUGGGUACUUUCUUAUAAAUGAAGGUUCUCUAUCGACUUGUGCUUCAUUUAACUCUCCAUCCCUCACGCUCCCUCGAAGCUUCUCUUCCCUCUAUUUCCGUUUGUUUAUCUCUUCUACCUUCCCUUUUUACCUUUAUUCUUUCAUUUUUCCACUCUUUCCUCGUUGAAGUUUCAUUUCGUCAAAAUUACGAACUUAGCUCGCGGUGCGUUUUAGUGCGAUAGAAAGUGGUUGUUUGGUGAAUUUUUUUUUGCUACUAUAAAUUCACUACGUUGUGCCAGGAUAAGAAAAUUCGCUGAAUAUCAUUGCGAUAUCACCUUUUGUUACUCGUUCUCGCAGAAGUCACUAAAUAAGAGACUACGUGCACUACUGAUAGAUGCAUUAAAAUGUAACAUUGUUCAGGUGUUGUUAUCAUCAUCGUCUAUUCGGAAUUACUAGCUUCUAAUAAUAAUCAACAAGCGCGCCAACGUGAAAACCUGAGCGUCUUAGAUCAAUUUUCGUGCAUGUUUUAUGGAAAUAGCAAAAAAUUUAUUGAAAGUUGGAUGAUCAACAACAUCCCGAAAAAGUUGAAAAAGAAGUUGACUUUAACAAAAAGAUGAUCGUUUCUGUUCCGUUUCACCGAUUUUGGUUCAAGGUAAGGAUGUUCAGUACAGCUGUACAAAAGCUGCGAUUUUUAUAUAAGCCUUACGCCUUGGCCAUAGUCUCGGUUGGAUACGUACUCGGCGAGUUGGGACAUUACGUGAUCGGUGUUACGAGUAAGGCGACCGCUGAAGAUUUACACUAUGGCGACAUAUCUUGCCAAUUGAAUUCGAGUACUCUCUCGCUCAUCGAACUCCCGAUUAGAUGUGAACAGGCACAAAACGAGACUUACUGCCAAUCUUUAGAAUUAAAUGGCUCCUCUUAUUGCGAAUGGAACUACAGCGGUCUCGGCUUAGAUUAUCAAAUCUUAGCAGGGCCAAGUUUCAUUGCCGUCUUUACAGUGGUUGGAGUCAUUUUAGGCAUCGCUGCCGAUCGAUUCAAUAGGGUCAGACUCUUAGCAAUAUGCACGCUGGUAUUUAGUUUGGCGAUCAUUUUAAUGGGAGCAGUGAAAGAAUAUUGGCAUCUCGUCGUCCUUCGGAUGGUUCUUGCUGCUGGCGAGGCAGGAUGCAAUCCAUUAGCAACUGGUCUCAUUUCCGAUUGGUUUCCUGAGGAACAGCGUGGUCUCGUCAUGUCCAUUUUCAAUUGGGGUAUUUACGGUGGCUACGGCAUUGCCUUUCCGGUUGGCCGAUACGUUCCAGCUUUAAAUGCUUGGGAUCUAGGAUGGAGAGUCUGUUAUUACGGAGCUGGAAUAAUCGGCGUCAUUAUAGCAAUUCUUACCGGCCUGACCUUAACUGAACCGGAAAGGAAGACUAUUGGCGAAGAAAGUGAUAAAACCAAAGAUAAGAAGAUCUCGGUUUGGAAAGUGAUAUUGCAGCCACGAAUAAUACUCCUUUGUCUCGCUGCUAGCAUCAGACAUUGCGGUGGUAUGUGUUUUGCAUACAAUUGCGAUCUUUAUUAUCGCGAUUAUUUUCCGGAUCACGAUCUCGGCUGGUGGCUUUUUGCGGUGACCAUUGUCAUCGGCAGCAUCGGCGUCGUCGUCGGAGGUGUGGUCAGUGAUAAAUUCGUCGCGAAAAUGGGAAUCAGAUCGCGUGUGGCAGUCUUGGCCAUCAGCCAGCUAAUAGCGACACCGCCAGCUUUUGGAUCGGUCUACUUCGAGCCACGCUGGGCUAUGUUAUCCCUCGGAAUUUCUUACUUCUUCGCGGAGAUGUGGUUCGGUAUCGUUUUUGCGAUAGUUGUAGAGAUCGUUCCGUUGAAUCUAAGAUCUACGACUAUAGGUGUUUUUCUGUUCGUAAUGAACAAUAUCGGUGGUAAUUUACCGAUACUCGUUGAACCAACCAGGAUGGCUAUCGGUUUUCGAGAAUCCCUCUACAUUUUCUACGCUGGUUUCUACGGCAUAAGUUCCAUCAUGUUUCUUCUGACGAUGUUUCUAAUGGACGGACCGGUAAAACAAACGAAGAACAUCGAAGAACAAACUGGAUACGACAAUUGCACAUUCACCAACGAUAGGGACCAACAUGUUUCUUCGAUAAUGGAACUUCCUCGAUUAUCCAUUCGACCGCCGUGCUACGAGAACUCGCAAUUAUGAUCAUGGUUAAUUAACGACAAGAUAGGUAUUAAGAACGAGCACCUCGUUUGAAGAAAACAAAGAACAAUUAGUAGUUAUUCUUGCAUUUAUUUCUGAAGAAGUUAAAUUAUACGUGUGUCAAAGUACGGCACAUAUUUUAAAAAGUUAAGACGGUAGUUUUAACGUCAAGAACAAAACUGAUACCAACAUCAUGCUUCAAGAAAGGAUUAUGGGAAAAAUCGAAUCGUGAUGUAUAGAAUGAAAAAAUAAAGGGAGGUGUCUCUUUGAAGAAUGAACAGAUCUCGCUCUGAAAUAUAGCGCGUAAAGAAAUCAUUGUAGCUCUUUUCACUUUUUUUUAUUGACAAAGUCACAUAAAUUAGUUUCACAUCGAGCGUCAAUAGAUUUUCGAUAUAUUAUCAUUAUUAUUAGUAUUAUUUUAUUAUCACAUUGUUAAGACGAUAACGACAACGUCCGAAAAUCAAAUUUCGGGCCAUAUAAAAACAAAAAAACACGAGAUAAACGACAUACACAAUUAAUGGAAUUACAUCUUAAAAAAUUAAAGAGACAAUGACCUCGACAAUUAAAAAACUAUUACAUAACGCGUUACCGAAUUACCGAAACGGUUAGGAUCGGAACGAAAUAGUUGCGAAUUUGAUCGUAAUAUUAUUUACAGCGAUUAUUUAAUAUAAAUAAAAGAGGUAUACUUGUAAUGUACAAAAUAAUAACAUAUUCGUAGUAUAGUUUAAAUCCUCGACCCACUAAACCAAGGCGUAAAUUCGUAAUUUGUCAUGAAAUGCUGAUUGUGUACAUACAUAUUUACAUAAUAAAAGUGAGCAGGGGUAUGCGCACAUA